UGGCACGCUGCAAUGUUAGAUGAGUUUAAUGCAUUGUUGCGGAAUAACACUUGGUCGUUGGUAUCUAAACCUGCAGGUGUUAACGUGGUCACGGGCAAGUGGAUAUUUCGGCAAAAGCUCAACCCUGAUGGCAGCCUUGCUCGCUACAAAGCCCGUUGGGUGGUCAGAGGAUUCACGCAGCAGGCCGGCGUCGACUACGGGGAAACCUUUAGUCCAGUCGUCAAACCAGCUACAAUCCGCGUGGUGCUCUCCCUUGCUCUCUCUCAUGGCUGGGAAAUCAACCAAUUGGACGUCAAAAAUGCUUUCUUGCACGGUAAUCUCGCGGAAACUGUGUUUUGUCAAUAGCCAUCUGGUUUUGCCGACCCUCAGCUUCCCUCUCAUGUUUGUCGUCUCAACAAGUCCCUAUAUGGCCUAAAGCAAGCACCUCGCACAUGGUUUACUCGCUUCACCACCUUCUUGCUCACUCUUGGUUUCUCUGCAUCCAAGUGUGACUCCUCCCUUUUCAUAUUACGCCGAGGGACUCACACUGCCUUCCUCCUUUUAUAUGUUGACGACAUAAUUUUGACAGCCAACACCACCUCUCUGCUCCGCUCCAUUAUCUCCUCGCUGCAGACUGAAUUUUCCAUGACAGACCUCGGUGAACUUCAUCAUUUCCUUGGGAUCAAUGUCCAUCGGAAUACUGCAGGUCUAUUUCUCUCACAGCAACAGUACACUCUCGAGAUACUUGACCGUGCCAAAAUGCUCCACUGCAAUCCCAUUGCCACCCCGAUCGAUACACGCUCCAAACUGUCUGCCCACGAUGGUGUUCCAUUUCACGAUCCCCCUCUGUAUCGCAGCUUGGCUGGUGCUCUCCAAUACUUGACACUCACCCGUCCCGAUAUCGCCUAUACAGUCCAGCAGAUAUGCUUGUUCAUGCAUGCUCCGAGGACAUCCCAUUUUCAGCUGAUCAAGCGGGUUCUGCGCUAUCUUCGCGGUACCUCACACUAUGGCCUGCAGCUGUUUCCAUCAUCCUCUCAUGACCUGACAGCUUACAGCGACGCCGACUGGGCCGGCUGUCCCGAUACUCGCAAAUCCACCUCUGGAUUCUGUGUGUUCCUUGGACAGAAUCUUGUAUCCUGGUCCUCCAAGCGCCAACCCACCGUCUCACGGUCCAGCGCAAAGGCGGAGUAUCGUGCCGUUGCCAAUUGCAUCGCGGAGUCUUGCUGGUUGCGACAACUCCUGACUGAACUACAUCACCCACCGCGUCGCGCCACCAUCGUGUUCUGCGACAAUGUGAGCGCCAUGUACAUGUCAACCAACCCAGUUCAGCACCAACGUACGAAGCACGUGGAAAUCGAUCUUCACUUCAUCCGCGAUCGAGUUGCCCUCGGGGAGGUUAAGGUGCUUCAUGUUCCGACAACGUCACAGUUUGCUGAUGUCUUCACUAAAGGCUUGCCAUCUGUGGUGUUCUCUGAAUUUCGGUCCAGUCUGAACAUUGUGCCCACCGAUGUUCAGACUGCGGGGGGUGUUGAAGUAUAGAUAUUGUAUAGACCUGUGUAUGUACGUAUGUAACCGUUGCUGUAACAGUUAGAGCUAGUCUUCAGGAGGUUUAGAUCUGGAGCGAGGGGAUCGGCAUGAUCAUGCCCACGAUCAGCACUCUCCGCACGAUACUGCGGCCCUGUAUAAAUAUGUAACAGAACUGAGAUAAUGAAUGCGUGAUUGAGUGCAAGAAUUCAGCUCCCUCUGUGUCACGAGCGGCGACGCCGGCGAGAAGCAGAUUCUUCCCCCCAAUCUCCAUCACCGCAUUUGAAUCGGAGCUUUGGAGAUCUCCACUCCGGCGUCCGCCUCUGCCUAGUUUAGUCCCAUGUCCUCCUUCAGCUUUAUGGUUCGUAAAACGAUGCUGAUUGGUUCUUGAUUAGCCCUUGCAGGUAUCAAAUCCCUUUCCCUUGUGCAACCAAACAAAAUAGAUAUUUUUCCAUUACACCGUUGAUACCUCUGUAAACCGAUUCCGUUGCCGGCACCGUUUACGGUCUCCGAUCCAAACACGUCCCAAGUGUUUCUCCGAGAAUAUGUCCAUGGGAAGACUUGCACAAGUGCUCAUCACCCUUACCGUGCUCCUCCUUCACUCCAGCCUCCAAGCUGAAGCAGGAGCGAUGGGAACCGGCAUCACCGCGCGAAUCCAUCCCCAUACAAUCCUCGAAGGUGAUAGGCAUCAAGGAGGAAAGCCUCUUCAAGAUAUGCCGGCCAUGCCAUUGUUGCCCUGGGGGUGGGUUCGAUUGCUCUGCAACAAAUUGCUGCUUUCAGAUACACUGUAACGGGCCCGGACAACCACUUGGUAGUUGUAUUCAGAAAAAGAUCGCAUGCAGCUGUGAUGAGAGCUGCAAGUGACCAAUGUCCCUACAUGAUGGACUAAUGAUGGCCGGAUGACAAUAAAGUCGUUUUUUGUUUUCCAGAA
Messenger RNA from Lolium perenne, 2434 nucleotides. Lineage: Eukaryota; Viridiplantae; Streptophyta; Magnoliopsida; Poales; Poaceae. The record is from RefSeq and is a predicted model, not a curated record.